Messenger RNA from Diceros bicornis minor, 4199 nucleotides. RefSeq names its product solute carrier family 27 member 4 (gene SLC27A4). The transcript is spliced from 13 exons. The record is from RefSeq and is a predicted model, not a curated record. NCBI's taxonomy places the organism in Eukaryota, Metazoa, Chordata, Mammalia, Perissodactyla, Rhinocerotidae. Gene Ontology annotation, molecular function: long-chain fatty acid-CoA ligase activity; long-chain fatty acid transmembrane transporter activity. The coding region runs from base 636 to 2567 and encodes 643 amino acids. Gene Ontology annotation, cellular component: microvillus; plasma membrane; endoplasmic reticulum membrane. Gene Ontology annotation, biological process: response to nutrient; medium-chain fatty acid transport; very long-chain fatty acid catabolic process.
CUACCCUGGCUCUUUAGGGGCCAGAGCGGUUCGCAGUGACAGGCCGGGACCCGAGGGAACUGGGCAUCCGCUUGCUUCCUAGCUCCAUCCCACAGCCUUCCGGGACAGGUUCCUGCCCUCUGCCCUGGUGGGCUAUGGGAGGCCAGAGAUCUGAGGGCCUUGGAAACCCUGGUGUUGGAGUUCGGGGCGCUAGUUCGGUCCCGCUCCUGGCUUUUGCUUUUCGCGUGGAGGAGGAGGAGAUGGUCUGUAAAGGCUCCUUGUGGUCCAGACCAUGUCCUCAUCCUGGCUUGGAGACUCUUAGGCUACAUCACAGCCUUGACCUUCAGCCGCUCCCCAGGAAUAGCAGAACCCGAAGGAAAACUGAGUCCCAUUGGCUGCCCCCUUGAGCAAGUCCGUAAAGCGCCAAGAAUAGAGCCCAAGAGUCCUAAUCUCAGUCCAGCUAGCCGUUCGCCUCCCCUAAACCCCAAUCCCCAAAGAGUCAUCUGACUGGUUUGCUGAGUGUGUUUGUUGGGGGUGCCUUCAAGGCCUUCUUUCUCUCCCUCAAUUACCUUUCUCCUCUGGGCGGUCACCUCUCAGGCACCUCCGGGCUCUAACCUGUCUGCUCCGUCGCCCUCUAUGGGCCAGCCGAGGCCACAAUGCUGCUCGGGGCAUCUCUGGUGGGGGUGUUGCUGUUCUCCAAGCUGGUGCUGAAACUGCCCUGGACCCAAGUGGGGUUCUCUCUGCUGCUCCUCUACCUGGGGUCUGGCGGCUGGCGCUUCGUCCGGGUCUUCAUCAAGACCAUCAGGCGCGAUGUCUUCGGUGGCAUGGUGCUCCUGAAGGUGAAGACAAAGGUCCAGCGGUACCUGCGGGAGCAGCAGACGGUGCCCCUUUUGUUCGCCUCUACGGUCCGGCGCCACCCUGACAAGACGGCCCUGAUCUUCGAGGGCACAGACACCCACUGGACUUUCCGCCAGCUGGACGACUACUCGAGCAGUGUGGCCAAUUUCUUGCAGGCCCGGGGCCUGGCCUCGGGCGACGUGGCUGCCCUCUUCAUGGAGAACCGCAAUGAGUUUGUGGGCCUGUGGCUGGGCAUGGCCAAGCUGGGCGUGGAGGCGGCUCUCAUCAACACCAACCUCCGGCGGGACGCCCUGCGCCACUGCCUGACCACCUCCCAGGCCCGGGCCCUCAUCUUUGGCAGCGAGAUGGCCCCCGCUGUCUUUGAGAUCCAUGCCAGCCUGGACCCCUCACUCAGCCUCUUCUGCUCCGGCCCCUGGGAGCCCAGUGCAGUGCCCGCUAGCACCGAGCACCUGGAUCCCCUGCUGGAAGAUGCCCCUAAGCACUUACCCAGUCACCCUGUAAAGGGCUUCAUAGAUAAGCUCUUCUACAUCUACACAUCGGGCACCACGGGGCUGCCCAAAGCCGCCAUCGUGGUGCAUAGCAGGUAUUACCGCAUGGCUGCCCUGGUGUACUACGGAUUCCGCAUGCGGCCUGACGACAUUGUCUAUGACUGCCUCCCGCUCUACCACUCAGCAGGAAACAUCGUGGGGAUCGGGCAGUGCCUGCUGCACGGCCUAACAGUGGUGAUCCGGAAGAAGUUCUCAGCUUCCCGGUUCUGGGAUGACUGUAUCAAGUACAACUGCACAAUUGUGCAGUACAUCGGCGAACUCUGCCGCUACCUCCUGAACCAGCCGCGCCGGGAGGCGGAGACCCGGCAUCGGGUGCGCAUGGCGCUCGGCAACGGCCUUCGGCAGUCCAUCUGGACCGAGUUUUCUAGCCGCUUCCACAUCCCCCAGGUGGCUGAGUUCUACGGGGCCACUGAGUGUAACUGCAGCCUGGGGAACUUUGACAGCCAGGUGGGGGCCUGUGGCUUCAACAGCCGCAUCCUGUCCUUCGUGUACCCCAUCCGGCUGGUGCGUGUCAAUGAGGACACCAUGGAGCUGAUCCGGGGCCCCGAUGGCAUCUGCCUUCCCUGCCAGCCAGGGGAGCCGGGCCAGCUGGUGGGCCGCAUCGUCCAGAAGGACCCCCUGCGGCGCUUCGACGGCUACCUCAACCAGGGCGCCAGCAAUAAGAAGAUCGCCAAGGACGUCUUCCAGAAAGGGGACCAGGCCUACCUCACUGGUGAUGUGCUGGUGAUGGACGAGCUGGGCUACCUGUACUUCCGAGACCGCACUGGGGACACGUUCCGCUGGAAGGGUGAGAACGUGUCCACCACCGAAGUGGAGGGCACGCUCAGCCGCCUGCUGGACAUGGCCGAUGUGGCAGUGUAUGGUGUCGAGGUGCCAGGAACCGAGGGCCGGGCCGGAAUGGCUGCUGUGGCCAAGCCCGCUUGCAGCUGUGACCUGGAGCACUUUGCACAGCUCCUGGAGAAGGAGCUGCCGCUAUACGCCCGCCCCAUCUUCCUGCGCUUCCUGCCUGAGCUGCACAAAACAGGGACCUUCAAGUUACUGAAGACAGAGCUGCGGAAGGAGGGCUUUGACCCUGUGGUCGUGAAGGACCCACUGUUCUACCUGGAUGCCCGGAAGGGCUGCUACAGCCCGCUGGACACAGAGGCCUACACCCGCAUCCAGGCAGGCGAGGAGAAGCUGUGAUUUGCUUCGAAUCCCUCUGAGGGCGGGCGGAGCUGGAUCCAGAGCCCCAGCUCCCACUCCAGGGGGGUGCUGGGCGAUGCCAGACCAAAGCAGGCGGGACCCGGCACCUCGACCCCGAGGUGCUGACCCCUCCCCCUCAAAACUGCCAAGUGACUCACUGCCACCUCCCCCUCCCCCCAGAGGCUUUCUGUGAAAGCCUCAUGUCCACGUAUUUCUUCAAGGCCAGGCGGGGCCUCUGGGCCCCAGGCUGAGACUGACUGGGCCCCUCAGGAUGAUGUCUUAGGUCAGGGCAGGGGGAGGUGGAAGGUUACCAAGCACUCCCCAGAGAGCAGGGAGCUUGUACAUGGGACCAGGGCAGAAGCCCCCAGACUCAGGAAGCCAGCAGAGUGGGAAGGCGCAGCAGUGACCAUUGAUCAGGUGGCCGAAGAGGAUCCUGACUCCCGAGCUGCUCAAGUGUCACUCCAUGCUGCCUUGGCCUCCAGGAGAGUAGAAGGAGGACCCCGAACUGCAGCAGGUUGCUUGGACAGAGCACCCCCUCCUGUCCUCCUCUCCCUGGGUGGCUGCCUGACUGUCCCUCAGGCAGGGUCUUUCUGUCUUUGUGGGUCUGUCCGUGUCACCUUCUCCAUCUCGGCCCUGGCCUGGCUAUGAGGAGGGGUGGGGGGGUGCUCAGGGGCCAAUAAACUCUACCUUGACUACCCCCAGCCUGUGUGCAUGCCACCCAAGCUCACCCCCAGCCUGCUCAGGCCCCACCUCCCGCCCCAAUCACUCACUCGUCCAUUCAUUCAUUCCCUUGGACUUGGGGAUACGUCACAGCCCCUGCCACAGCCCCUGCCUUUGGUGUGUUGUCUCAGACGGGGGGUAGUCCACACCUGAGUCUGACAAGGUGUUUAACAGCAUGAGCUUGGAAGUCCAAACCAGCUAUGUCACUUAUAAGCUUGUGGCCUUGGCCAAGUGACUCAGUCCCCUCAUCUGUGAAAUGGGAAUAAUCAGGAGGAUCCAGGGAGCAAAAGGUAGCCAUUAUGGGGGGAAGGCUGUUCAGAGCCUUCAAGGAGAAAUCCCUAACCCAGGACAGGAUCCCAUCUCCACACCCUUGUUCGUGCUGUUCCCUCUGCCUGGGGUGCAUUUCCCAGGGGUUUGGGGGCUGUGUGAGCCAGGGCAGGGCUGCCUAACAGGCCAAGCGGAGUCCAGGAAAGCUUCCUGGAGUCUUACGAGGGCUGUAGAGUCAGCAGUGCCAGUGGAGAGCCAGCUGUCCCCUAGGCCCCGUCACUGGAGUCGUGCACAGCCCAAUGGGAAAAGGGGCCAGCACAGCCCAGGGCAGCAGACUGUGCCCGGGGGCCUCAUCCUCACUGUUUAACCCUCACCAUGGUCUGUGUCACUUGGCUGAGGUCACACAGCAAGUGGAGGGGCUGGAAUGCAAACCCCAGCCCCGAGCCCUUCCCACUCCUCCACCUGCCUCCUUGGUGCAGAAGGCAACAGGAAAGCCAGAAGAGCUUCCAUUCCAGGCUUGCCUGUGGAGCUCACUGUGGGCCACGCCCGAGGCCAGCAGCUGACAGUCUGGGUGGAGGGUGGCCACGACGAGAAAUCUGGAGUGCCUCCUUGGGGAGUGGCCUUUGAAAGACAGAAGAGUCUGGU